Peronospora farinosa is the source of this 1593-nucleotide messenger RNA. Lineage: Eukaryota; Oomycota; Peronosporomycetes; Peronosporales; Peronosporaceae. The record is from the annotation of a GenBank genome assembly.
AUGAUGCAAGCUCCGGUAAUGGUUCUCAACACCAACACAAAGCGUGAGACGGGCCGCACUGCGCAACUGGGCAACAUCGAAGCAGCUAAAGCCGUGUCUGACAUUGUGCGCACGACGCUGGGUCCACGCUCAAUGCUCAAGAUGCUGCUAGACCCAAUGGGUGGUAUUGUCAUGACGAACGAUGGCAAUGCUAUUUUGCGUGAGGUGGACGUGGCCCACCCAGCAGCCAAAAGCAUGAUAGAGCUCAGUCGGGCACAGGAUGAGGAGGUGGGCGAUGGCACCACGUCCGUCAUCAUCCUGGCGGGCGAGCUGCUGCUCGUAGCCGAGCCGUUCCUGAGCCACCAAGUGCACCCAACCGUGAUCAUCCGCGGCUUCAACCGCGCACUCAGCGCGUCGCUGGAGAUCGCCAAGACGUUGGCGCGUGGCAUUGACAUUGAAAACAAGGAGGACAUGCGCAACCUAGUACAGUCAUCCAUUGGCACCAAGUUUUCCCCUCGGGUGGGCAAUUUGGUGAGUGACUUGGCACUGGACGCCGUGCUGACAGUUGUGCGCACGUCGGUGUCUGGACGCAAGGAGGUGGACGUUAAACGGUACGCCAAAGUGGAAAAGAUCCCGGGGGGAGAACUCGAAGACAGCCGUGUCUUGAAAGGCGUCAUGUUCAACAAGGACGUGACCCACUCGAAAAUGCGUCGACGCAUUGAAAACCCGCGCGUUCUGCUCCUGGACUGCCCGCUCGAGUACAAGAAGGGUGAGAGUCAGACAAACGUGGAGCUCACGAACGACCAAGACUGGAACACACUACUGCGUCUGGAAGAGGAGUACAUUGAGAACUUGUGUGCACAGGUGGUCGCUAUGAAGCCUGACGUGGUUGUCACGGAGAAGGGCGUGUCGGAUCUGGCCCAGCACUACUUUGUGAAGGCGGGUAUCACCGCUUUCCGUCGUCUGAGGAAGACGGACAACAACCGCGUGGCUCGAGCUACUGGCGCGACAAUUGUGAGCCGCGCAGAUGAGAUACAGGAGUCGGACAUCGGCACCAAGUGCGGCCUCUUCGAGGUGCGCAAGCUCGGUGACGAGUACUUUGCGUUCUUCGAGGAGUGCAAGGACCCUGGAGCAUGCAGCAUCCUGCUGCGCGGUGGUAGUAAGGAUGUGUUGAACGAGAUCGAGCGCAACUUGCAGGAUGCCAUGCAGGUGGCGCGCAACGUUGUGUUUGAGCCGCUGCUACUGCCGGGAGGCGGCGCGACGGAAAUGCGUCUCGCGCACGAACUCAAGAAGCGCGCUGACGAGAUCGAGGGUGUGGAGCAGUUCCCGUUCCGGGCAGUCGGUGAGGCCCUGGAGGUCAUCCCUCGCACGCUGCUGCAGAACUGUGGUGCCGACGUGGUGCGCGUGAUGACGUCGCUGCGUGCUAAGCAAGCCGAGACGGACGAGUCGUACGGUGUGGACGGUGUGACAGGUAAGGUGACGCCGUCCGAGGAGCUAGGCGUGUGGGAGCCCUUCCAGGUCAAGACCCAGACCAUUAAGACAGCCGUGGAGGCGGCGUGUAUGCUGCUGCGUAUCGACGACAUUGUGUCAGGUCUGACCAAGAAGAAAAAUUAG